GUUGGAGAUCAACGAUUGUCUCUGAUCUUCAGGCCCGAACCUGAAGCAGCUUUAAGAGGAAAAUAAAAACUGUGACUGGAUUAGAUUUAUUCUGGAUUAAGAUGAUGAACCACGUGCCUCCCGGACUGAACUCGGAGACCACGGAGAAGGCCCGGCUGGAGCUGAACGAGAACCCGGAUCUGCACCAGGACAUCCAGCAGGUGCGGGAUAUGAUCGUGACGCGGCCGGACGGCUUCCUGCGAACAGACGACGACUUCAUCCUGCGCUUCCUCAGAGCCCGGAAGUUCGACCACGUGGAGACGUUCCGCCUGCUGGCCCAGUACUUCCAGUUCCGCCAGCAGAACCUGGACAUGUUCCAGAGCUUCAAGGUGGACGACCCCAGCAUCAAACGGGCCCUGAUGGACGGGUUCCCUGGCGUGUUGGAGGCUCCGGACCAACAUGGCAGGAAGAUUCUCAUCCUGUUUGCUUCCAACUGGGACCAGAGCCGGAACUCCUUCAUCGACAUCCUGCGGGCCAUCCUGCUCUCCCUGGAGGUUCUGAUAGAAAACCCGGAGCUGCAGAUCAACGGCUUCACGCUCAUCAUCGACUGGAGCAACUUCUCCUUCAAGCAGGCGUCCAAACUGACGCCCAACAUCCUGAAGCUGGCCAUCGAGGGCCUGCAGGACAGCUUCCCGGCCCGGUUCGGAGGGAUCCACUUCGUGACACCCUGGUACAUCCACGCCAUGUACACCAUCAUCAAGCCCUUCCUCAAGGACAAGACCCGGAAAAGGAUCUUCCUCCAUGGAAACAACCUGAACUCUCUGCACCAGCUCAUCCAGCCCGAGUGUUUGCCGUCCGAGUUCGGCGGGACGCUGCCGCCGUACGAUAUGGGGGAUGUGGCGCGGACGCUGCUGGGACCCGACUACAACGACGAGACCGAGUACACGCUGACGUACGACGCGCUGCACGUCAGGGAGAGCUGCGGCGGCGGCGGCGGCAUGAUGAAGAGGUCUCAGUCGACUGUGGAAGCUGCGGCGCUGCGACAGAUGGACAGAGAGACGAGCACGCCGCUGCUGGCUCUGGACUGACCUGGCGCUCCCAUUUAAACCGGACGGGACCGGUUCAAAUCCAGAGAUCUGGGUUCAAAUCCAGAGGUCUGGGUUCAAAUCCAGAGGUCUGGGUUCAGAUCCAGAGGUCUGGGUUCAGAUCCAGAGGUCUGGGUUCAAAUCCAGAGGUCUGGGUUUGGUCGGUUUGCUGCCUGAACUCCUUCAGCACCAGAACUCCCAUUAACCUGGAGCCUCACCAACUGGUCUGAAGUCAUCGGUGUUUCAGUUGGAACCUCAGGAUGAGAUCAGAGUUUAAUUAUAAUUAUAUUCCACCAUUUCAUAUCCAUCCUCCCCGCGGCACCAAUCCCAGCCCGUCUGAGCCUCCCAGCUGAUCCAGUUUCCUGGCAGCAGCACCGACCCAGCAGCACCGACCCAGCAGCACCAACUGCUGCCGGACUUCAUCACGUCUCAGUCUGGAAACCAGAAAAACAUAAAAACAUGCAGCACAAAGAUUCGGCGAAGCUAAUGAAACAAAACCACUUCAGGAUGAAUAAUGUAUUAUACUUGGAGGCCCCGCCCUCAUUGGAAUUAGGCCACGCCCACAUGAGAACGAUUUCAACGUUCUCUCAAUUGGAGAGAACGUUGAAAACAAAGUUUUAAGGAACAAUAAAUGGUUUUUAAAGCAGGUUUUAGGGUGAAAGCUACAGAAAAAGCUACUUUUGUGAAAAUGCUGACAUUAGCAUCAUCUGGGUUGAUCAAGACAACAAUGGCGGAUUACAGAUUUGUGGUUGGAAAAAGUUCUGGAAAAGUUUUUCAUUUUGGUUUGUUUACCAACCUUGUUUUCUUGGUUAUGUGUACACUCCAUGUUUAGCGCCACCUACAGGUCUGGUGGAGUGAAGACUGGGGGUUUUUGCUAUUGUUUGUUUGAUUUAAGAGAAGGA
This is a messenger RNA of Poeciliopsis prolifica (blackstripe livebearer), 1966 nucleotides long. Its product is annotated as clavesin-1-like. Lineage: Eukaryota; Metazoa; Chordata; Actinopteri; Cyprinodontiformes; Poeciliidae. Gene Ontology annotation, cellular component: membrane. The record is from RefSeq and is a predicted model, not a curated record. Gene Ontology annotation, molecular function: phosphatidylinositol bisphosphate binding.